Physcomitrium patens is the source of this 1259-nucleotide messenger RNA. Its product is annotated as syntaxin-52. Lineage: Eukaryota; Viridiplantae; Streptophyta; Bryopsida; Funariales; Funariaceae. Gene Ontology annotation, cellular component: SNARE complex; endomembrane system. Gene Ontology annotation, molecular function: SNAP receptor activity; SNARE binding. The record is from RefSeq and is a predicted model, not a curated record. Gene Ontology annotation, biological process: intracellular protein transport; vesicle fusion.
UUGUUUCUGUGAAGCUUGUGCGAGCUUGGUGAGCUGCGGGGUGGUGUGAGAGGGGGAGGAAUCAGGGGAGGUGGUGAUGCGGAGGGUUUUCCUCUGAUUGUGAGAAGAUUUUGCGAGGAAUUGAUUAACUUCGUUGUUUUUCUUAAGGGGUUUGUUCAUAGCUCGGAAUUGACGGGGGUGGUUUGAGGGGUUGGAGGAGUUGGGUGGAUUGACGGGGAGAGGGGAAUGGCGGAUGCGUGGGCGAGGGAGUUUCACGAGACCGCUUUGUUAACGGAGGAGAUUGACGGGCGGAUUGCCGAGAAGAAUGCUUUGCCUGCUCACUCGAGCGAGAGCAUUCGGGUCGUUUCUGUCAGUCGGCGUAAACUGGCGGUAUUGAACAAUAAGCUAGAUCGCCUUGAAUCUCUUCUUCAGAGUGACUCCUUGAAGUCCAGCUUGAACGAGAAGGAGUUGAAUCGUCGACAAAAUAUGCUCGUGGAUAUCCGCUUCAAAUUCAAGCAAAUGUCUGAGUCGCUUUCCUCUACACGAGACAACAGGGCAAGUUUGAUGGAAGGUGGGAUUGCGCCAGUCGAGACUAGUAGAACCCAGGAUUUAGAUAACACCGGACUCGUAAAAUUACAAAGACAAAUAAUGAAAGAGCAAGACCAAGAUUUGGAGAGUCUUGAAAAAACAGUUUUGAGUACCCAUCACAUCGCUCUUGCUGUUAACGAAGAGCUGGACCUUCACACCCGAUUACUUGAUGACAUGGACCAGGAUGCGGAUGUAACGAAUAACAAAAUUCUGGCGGCACAGAAAAGACUUGGGUACCUGAACAAGAACUUAGGUCAGGAGUGGUCGCUUCUUACCAUGAUCAUUUUGAUGGUUGUUGUGGUGGUCUUGGUCUUGGUUUUGUUCAAACUCUUGUAGUAACUAGUGUUUUCAGUAGAUGAUUUGAAUUUGAGUGAGCUAGAGUUUUAGUGCACAAGCACACGGUCAUGUUUCAGGGAUCGUGUUGAAGGCUGUGAUGCUUGCAAGUGCUUGAGGGAGAAGCGUUGUUUCGCCCAUUAGUAGGUGAGUAAUUGCUCAAAGAAGCACAUGUGGGAACUCUAGUUGCAACAUUACUCAAGCAUGUAUGUAUAUAUAUAUAUAUAUAUAUAUAUUUGCUGGGCAAUCAGAAGGUUGCAAGCAUGUACUGUAGUUAUCAAGGUAUACUAUUUUGGCAUUGCCUCAGUUUACUAUUUGUUUCGCACAAUUCAGAGGCUGCCGUACUUUUUUGUAACCUU